AUGGUGAGCGGUACCGGGACGGGCGAGGCCGUGAAGGCGCUGCUGCGGCGGCUCCAGGCGCUCCAGGGCGAGCGGGCCGAGGCGUACCGGCUCUUCGAGGAGGGCCACCGGGCGUACCUGAGCAGCGCACCCCACUAUGACUUCCCCCGUUACCGGCAGCUGGUCCACGAGAUCACGCUGGCCUUCAGCGGCAUCUCCCGGGAGGUGCUGCGCAUCGCCGGGCGGCUGCGGGAUGAUCUCGCCCGCCCGGACCUGGCCCAGCACCUCGCCCGCCUCCAGGAGCGGGAGAAGGAGAAGCUGCAGCUGACGGCGCAGCUUCAGCUGGCCCGGCAGCAGGCGCAGGACCAGCCCGACGUGGAUGCCCAUCAUCAGGAGGUGCGGGAGCUCAAGCACAAGCUAAUUAAAACCAUUGAGGCAAUCAGCGAAAUUCUCCAGGACCUCAAGUACGAUUCGGAAGAAGUCGAGUGACGGGUGUCCCCGUGGGAAUGGCUGGAGGGGCCAGCCAGUGGAACAGGGGCCCCACUCGCCCCCCCCGGCCCGGCCCCCACCCGCUCCUGGUGCAGCACCCUGGGCACCCAGCAAGGUGGGCAUCUUCCCCUCGACCCCUUUUCUUGAGCACAGGCUGGAAGGGGUGGAGAACCCCCCCCGGGGAGAAGUGGGGUCCCCCUAAAUCCUGAGCAUCCCUCAGCAAGAGGGGUCCAGCGUGGCGCUGGUUCCCCUCCCCAGCUCUACCGGCCGUGCCAGAGCUUUGCCCAAGGAAAACCACAACCUGCAGUGCCAAGGGGCUGCCUUGCUUUGACCCCCAGCAAGCCGGGCACUGCCUUUGCUGGCUGGAGCCCCGCAGGCAGCAGCCCCCCCAAACCCACCUCUCAGAGAUCAGCUGUGCCCCCAGCCCCAUGACAGCUCUGGUGCCCCACAAGUGCCCUUUCUAUGUUCAUCCAAAAUAAACCUGUCCCCA
This is a messenger RNA of Gymnogyps californianus (California condor), 958 nucleotides long. It is a transcript of the gene REX1BD, whose product is annotated as required for excision 1-B domain containing. The coding region runs from base 1 to 468 and encodes 155 amino acids. The record is from RefSeq and is a predicted model, not a curated record. NCBI's taxonomy places the organism in Eukaryota, Metazoa, Chordata, Aves, Accipitriformes, Cathartidae. The transcript is spliced from 5 exons.